UACACUGCUCCUCUGUCUACCGGCUCGGUGCAAAACGAACCGGAAAGCUGCAUUAUUGUGUCCGGCUGUGAGGCGUGUUGUCAGGAUUAAGAGCGCAUCUCCGCCUCUGUCACCCUGCGUGCGGUAACGGGCAGUGCCGUUAUACGCCCCCUGGCGAAAUGUCUUCCUCGGACGAGGAGAGCCUGAGCGAACGCUCAUGUGUGAGCGAGCGUUCGUUCUUCAGCGAGAGGUCGGGGGGCUCUCAGUCGCCCUUAGCGCACAGCACAGCUGGGCCUAAAGGGGACACUCUACCGUGGAACCUAUCCAAACAUGAGAGACGCAAACGCGAGAGCCAGGAUUCGGUGCUGGACCCUGCAGAGAGGGCAGUUGUGAGAGUGGCAGGUAGCUCCAAGGGUGACUCAGUCUGGCCCCCUCAAUUCCCUUGUUGCCAUGGGUUACCUAAUUUGCUUUUCCAGACCCACUAGUUUCCAUGGCUAUGAAGCAACAUGGAAGGGGAAUCAAAACAGGCAAAAGCCCGAAAAACAAAUAGUGAAGUACAAUUUGUGAGAUCUGUUGAAUUUCAAUUUGAGCUUGAAAGAAUUCACGUGGAUCUUGGUUGCAAGAAAAGAUCGAAAGACAUGGUGAAGAUAGAAAAGAAGAAAUCUCAAAAAAAGAUGAGGACUACAAUGAAUGGAAGAAUGGAAGGGGCUGGGAAAGGACAAAGUUCAAAGAGGAGGAGGUUAAAGGGAAGAAUAAUGAUGGCAUAUCAAAGAGAGAAGGUUAGAUAGA
Molecule: messenger RNA, 768 nt
Organism: Myxocyprinus asiaticus (Chinese sucker)
Lineage: Eukaryota; Metazoa; Chordata; Actinopteri; Cypriniformes; Catostomidae
Product: microtubule-actin cross-linking factor 1-like
Exons: 3
Coding region: 159-464 (101 amino acids)
Source: RefSeq, a predicted model, not a curated record